Physcomitrium patens is the source of this 2343-nucleotide messenger RNA. Lineage: Eukaryota; Viridiplantae; Streptophyta; Bryopsida; Funariales; Funariaceae. The record is from RefSeq and is a predicted model, not a curated record.
ACAUGAGGAAUCCGCGUGUGUGCAGCAAGGAGUACAGAAAACUAGAGCAUAUGAGUGAGUGUUUCGGUGGCGGGCGGGGCUGUGACACACCACGACGGUGGCUGAAUCCGAACUUUAGUUGUUGUUGUUGUUGUUGUUGUUAUUCGAAUGUUGUGCGCCGUAAGUCAAGCAGAUUGGCGAAGUUGUGAUGAAGGCCAUCACCACACUUUCAUGAACCCAAACAGAGAAUGGAAGAAGAAUCUGUCAGUGACUGGACAAGAUGGCAUGAUCCCCACGGAAGCUGGCACCCAGGGUUCAUAUGGGGAUACGAUUUUGGCCUACAGACCCACUGGACUGCGCUGCUUUUCCUCUGGAUUAGCAGACACUGUCUUUUCGGUGGUCGUCGUGGUGGUUGGGAUUAUGCGUGGAUGCGGUUUCUUAGUAACCUGAAAGGUGAUGAGUGCCCAGUAGUGUGGAGUGUUGAAAUAAAAAUUCACUAAAUAAAUGGUGUAACAAGCUUUUGUGUAUUUUCGGGGUUGGUGUAGCUUAUGAGAUUUCGAAGAAGGUCUUUGAAUUCUUGGACAGAGGCCGCAGAUCUAAGCCGAUCCCCUAGCUAUGAGGCUUGCUCCGAAGGAGCUUCAGCGAGGUGCUCGUGUGCCGGAUCUGCUGGGGUCGAUGCCAUUCUUGCAGCGGCUUCCGAAUGCAUCAUUUCUGCAGAUUGUUGAAGAUGCCCAACUCAGGCAUUUCGGGGCAGGCGAGACGAUAAUAAAAGAAGACGAACCUGGUGAAGGAUUGUACAUAAUCUGGAAGGGCGAGGCUGAAACUUUAAGGAAAGUAGAUAAUCCUUGCAAUUUGUCAAACGUUCCAGCAGUCCUGAGGAAAGGCGAUCACUUUGGACGGGUUCUCACUGGAUCAGAGGAACAACUCCACAGCAAUGAUAUAAUUGCGCGAUCAGAGGUUACUUGUAUCCUUAUCAAACAUGAGAAAGCCCACCUGCUUUCUCCGGCAUCAACAUGGAGACAUGAGCCCGGAGACUUGUCUAUAGUGGAACGUCUACUACAGCUGAAAUUCAUUAGGGAAGACGUAUUUCGUGUCGAUCCUACGCCUGAGGCGCCCGUAUUCUGGAGCCUAUAUGGAGGUUAUAUGGUAGGCCUGGCUUUAGGAGCUGCGUGCAAGACAGUCAAUCCCGCACUCGAUGUUCACAGCCUUCAUGCGUAUUUUGUCCUCAGUGGAAUCUCUUCUUUGCCUAUUACAUUCAAGGUGGAGAGGAUUAGAGAUGGUCAUAACGUCGCAACACGACAUGUUCAAGCAAUACAGAGAGAAAAAGUAUGUUAUGUUAUGUACGCAUCUUUCCAGAGAGCCGGAGAUGGACUUGAGUAUCAGUAUCCAAUGCCGAAAGCUCCUCCUCCUGAUGAGCUCCCUACUUACCAGGAAUUGUUGGGGCCGCUCUGUACUGAUCCCCGUCUAUCUAAAUAUAAACAGGAGGCAACUAUUAGUUGCUUGGAAAUGGGCCAAUCUUUGGACCUGAGAUAUGUAAAUCGUCGGAACAUAUACAGUUCUGAACCCGAAGAGCCUCGACAAAGACUGUGGGUGCGGACAAACGGGAAACUUGGCGAUGAUCCGGCCCUACAUCGGAGUGCAGCUGGGUAUGCCUUCGACUGGUCUUUGCUGGAGACUGCACUGAAGCCUCACAACAAGCUGUUGAAUCAAAGCCCCUUCUUUGGCUACAGCAUUGAUCACUCAAUCUGGUUUCACCGCCCCUUCCGAACAGACGAGUACCUUCUUUUCGCGAUGGACAGCCACCGCGCGUGUGACUCACGCGCAUUAUGUUUUGGCCGAGUUUACACACAAAGUGGCGAGGUACAGUCAUUUCCACGAAGCUCCAAGCUUGAUUUACGUCUCUGACCUGGAAGCUGAAAAUCGAGACGAAUCCAUGUUUUCAGGGAGCCCAUUUUGACCACUGUUGCAAUGUGUGUGGGGUGGGGGGGUGUGGCAGCUCGUUGCUUCGAUCGCUCAAGAAGGAAGAAUUCAGCUUCUCCCUCCGCCAAAAGUAACCACCCCUGCUUCCAAGCUGUAGCUUAUUGAUCCAACUACACUACGUGUGUGCUUUGUAUACUGGAGCCGAUUCAUUCUAUGUAGGAAACAAGCAUGUGGACCUCUCACUAUUCUAGAGCAUUGAAAUGAACCCCAUAUUCUCUAAAUUCAGUUCUACUUCUAGUUUUCCUCCCCCCUUGUCAACAAGUGUGACAGUAUUGGGACACCCAGCUCUCCAUUAUAGUGGAUUAACAUACAUUUAUUGAUGUGAGCAUGCAUCCAAACACUUGGUGUAUAUUUUGUACACUGCAACUCCCCCAAUUUUACUUU